Trypanosoma cruzi is the source of this 630-nucleotide messenger RNA. RefSeq lists its product as uncharacterized. The record is from RefSeq and is a predicted model, not a curated record. The transcript has a single exon. Lineage: Eukaryota; Euglenozoa; Kinetoplastea; Trypanosomatida; Trypanosomatidae. The coding region runs from base 1 to 630 and encodes 209 amino acids.
AUGGUGCAGUGCGUCCCUCACUGCGGUGGCCCUGCCGUGUCAUCGACGCCGGCGGGAUCCGUUUCUUCUCCCGUGGACGCCGGUGACGUGACGCGUGAUUACAUCGCACUGGCAGUGCCGCUCCUUCACAUUCUGCAGCAGCGACAGACGACGCAGGCACUCGCGGUGGCGCGAGAAAUAACACGGCGGUGGGGAGAAAAGGCAGGGCCAGUAGCAGAUUUGCUGAGGCUUUUGCAGCAUUAUGAAGAUCUACAGCAGCAGGAAGAGGAAGAGGAAGAGGAAGGAGAAGAGAGUGAUGACGAUGACGAUGAUGGCACUUCGAAUAGUACUGCCUCUAGUGAUGCUGUCAUGAGUAGUUGUAGCACCGAUGAUGACGAUGACGCGGGAUCCGUGGAGAAUGGUGCGGCGGAGAGCGGAGACGUGACGCAGACACUCCGACAAAUUCUAGCGAGGCUUCCGCCUUGUGACGCUGCAGGAACGUCAAUAGGUGCGGGAUUGAAUGCAACGCCGGUGGUGAAUGACACCGCCGAGGAGAGUGAAACGGAGGAAGAAAGGCGCAUCUUCAACGAUAUUGCUGGGGCCGUGGAACGUGAGAUGAAGCGGCUGGCGAUUAUAAGGAAGCACCGCUGA